GUUUUUUUUGGCACUUGGCCAGAAAACACGACUAUAAGCUGUGUUGAAGUCUACCUGAGUUAAAUCAUUCGUGUCUCACUGCAAAGUAACCAUGACACUACUCAGUGCCUUCGCCAGUUUUGUUUUUACAUUGGCUGCUGUUGAAAACCAGCCUGUGAUGGAGUCCUCAUAUGUUGCUGCUGUGUACGAGCACAACUUAAUCCUUAACCCGGAGCCCCUUGUGCAACUGUCCCGGUCUGCUGCCCUUCAACAUAUGCAAAAGAACUUGGACAUCUACGAGGAGCAGGCUGCCGAGGCCGCUAAGCAGGGUGCCCAGAUCCUGGUGUUUCCAGAAGAUGGCAUUCAUGGUUACCACUUCAGCCGUUCAUCCAUCUCUGGUUAUCUCGAGACAAUUCCCGACCCGCAGCAAGAGAGCUGGAAUCCCUGCACAGAGCCUGAGAAGUACAACGUCACUGAGGUUCUCCAGCGCUUGAGCUGUAUGGCCCGUCGUAACAAACUCUACCUUGUGGCCAACAUGGCUGGCCUGCAGCCCUGCCCCCUGAAGACCGACCCCACCUCCUCCUGUCCCUCUGAUGGACGCUGGCAGUUCAACACCAACGUGGUCUUCAGGUCAGACGGCCUGCUGGUGGCGCGCUACCAUAAAUACAACCUUUUCUUUGAGGAGUCCUUUGACACUCCGCCACAACCGGAGCUCAUUGCAUUUGAUACACCUUUUGCCGGGAAGUUUGGCCUUAUCACUUGCUUUGACAUCCUCUUCCACAAGCCCACAAUAGCCCUGGUGGAGAAGGGCGUGCGUCAGCUGAUCUUCCCCACAGCCUGGAUGAACCUGCUCCCCCUACUAGACUCUGUCCAGUUCCAUCGGGCAUUGAGCUUGGGUGCCGAUAUCACCCUCCUCGCAGCAAACCUUCGAAAUGACAGACUAAACAUGAGGGGAAGUGGUAUCUACACCCCUUUUUCUGCCACCUAUCACCACGCACAGAGAGGAGACCCGGAGGAGGGCAGACUGCUCGUUGCUAGGGUUCCUGUCUUAGACCGGCAGUGGUUGGACAAAAACGUCACCACUCAGGAGGAGGAAGUUAAGGCAGAGCUCAUAUCACCAAAGGCUACAGACUCUGGAUUCUGUCACCAUGAGAGCUGUUCUGAUGCUUCUCCAGCGCCUCCCUCCUCCGACACCUUCACUUCCUCCAUGAUGUGGGACACAUUUACAUUUGUCCUCGUAAACGAGACCGAGGGUGUCACUAAUGUCUGCAAUGGCACCUUUUGCUGUCUCCUCGAGUACCGUCGGUUUCCACAGGGUGACAGUGAAGAACUCUAUGCAUUGGGAGCAUUUGCUGGAAUGCACAAGAAUGGAAUCUACGCCCAUCAGGUGUGUGCACUCGUCCGUUGUGCAGGGUUGGACCUCAGCUCCUGUGGCCAGAAAGUGGAAGAGGCCGAGACUAAACUGGACUUCCAAUUGGAGGGGAAGUUUGGAACCAGAUAUGUGUACCCGUCUGUUUUGGUCAGCAAGAUGGUCCUGGAUGAGCCAGAGCAUUUUGAAAAAGGUGCAGACGGCAGAGUGGUCUUGAAACACUCAAACAUGAGUGGUGGGCUGGUGACCGCCUGUCUGUAUGGACGGAUGUAUCACCUGGACAAUGAAUGAAGUGCUUCGGAAUGAUGUGUGUGUAUUCAUACGUUCUGACCAAAACUGGUUGUAGUGUAUCUGUUUCACAUUUGUCUUCUAUCAAAAACAUAUAUCUUUAUGCAUUGGGGUGUAAUGGAAAAUUGCUAAGAUGACCAUUUAAACCACGUUAGUGAAUGUAUCUGAUGUCUUCUUGUAUCCCUUAGUAAAAGUAUCAGCAUGGAAUAUGACAACACGACUGUCCUUGUAUUAUCUUUGUCUGUAGCCAUCAUGGGAAACUCCCUGGUACAAAAUGUCAGUUCCAGUAAAAUCCUUAUUAAUGUGCGACCAUGAGCUUGCCUCCCCUUCUCAUGGAGGGGUGGGGGGUUGGGUUCUGUGCAGAGCUCUGUAUUGAUGCUUUUUUUAAUUUUUUUUCCAUCCACACAUCAUGGUGACUACACAUACAUUCUGCUGUCUGAUCCUUUACCUUGAGACGUGCACAAUGUAAACCUCAUUCCUAGUGACGCUCCCACAGCUUUUGAAACACAUUACAGUCUUCUUUACAAAACCAGAGCUGGCUCCAAUAUCAUCACGUGAAUGUGCAAAAGUGUUGGACUUUAGUCACAUGCUGUUAACCUCUGUCUCUGUCAUAGAUUUCCGCCUCCAUGUAGCUAACUCACACUGCAUAAGCUUAUUUCUCUGCAGCCCUGGCUGAUUUGAAAGCAUUUUGAUAAAAUGAGGACCAGUAAUUUAGUCCCUCAUUUCUUAAUCUAUUUUCUACAAAGCUGUAUGUAAGCUGAUUUUCAUAUUCGAACAGAAUAUGAGUAUUGAGAGUUCUGUACUUUUUAUAUUUUGGGAUCUAAACGACUCUGUAAGUCUCUUACAGCACAGAGAUUGAUCUUUUUGUUUAAGAGAAAGAUCCUUUUAAAAACUAGCAGGCGUUAUAGCACUCUCAACAAAGCUACCAAACUGGGGAAAACAGUUAACUUAUUGAUUAAUAAUACAUUUACCUUUAAGAAAACAGACUUAGCUGGUCAUAGUCAUCUUAAGUAAAUGAUCAAAUGACGCAUUUAACACAAAUAAAUUGUUAGGAACCUUGAUAAUGGCCCCAAGCAGCACGUCCGUCUACAGGUUAUGUGAAGUCUUUAAAAAUCUUUAAUGUCACUCUGAUGCCAUCUACGGGACGAACCUGGAACUAGACUUUGUGACUUAUGAGUUCAAUUUAAGGUCUUCCUUCUUUUUCUUUUUUUUUUUUUACCUUUUUUAGACCUUCCCCAUCUGCCAGAAUAUUGCUUUUGAUUUUCUUUAGUACCUGAAACACUUAGAUGAAGACCUCUACAUUCUCAGAAAGAUCAUAUUUUUCAUUUUCUUAUUUUGAUGUAGAUAAGGAGAGAAAAACUUCAUAUCAUAUUUACUUUUUUCGUUCUAAUUUUAAAUACAAAAAAAGGUUGGAGAUAUUUUGCAAAAUCUUUCUCAGGCAAACUUUGAACCGGCCUUGCUGUUUAUGUUUGAAUUUAGUCUGAACACAAAACAGAAAGGUCCUAAAAGAAAACGUAACUAACACAGAAUCAAACUAACUACUAAACUGUUAUACGACACACAUAUUAUGUUGUUCUUUCACAAAAGCGUUUGCUUUUAACUAAAGUUUAAAUAAACUCCCAAUUCAUCAUA
This is a messenger RNA of Labrus mixtus (cuckoo wrasse), 3268 nucleotides long. Its product is annotated as biotinidase-like. Gene Ontology annotation, molecular function: hydrolase activity, acting on carbon-nitrogen (but not peptide) bonds, in linear amides. The transcript has 6 exons. Lineage: Eukaryota; Metazoa; Chordata; Actinopteri; Labriformes; Labridae. The record is from RefSeq and is a predicted model, not a curated record. Bases 92 to 1639 code for a protein of 515 amino acids.